Gambusia affinis (western mosquitofish) is the source of this 2544-nucleotide messenger RNA. RefSeq names its product excision repair cross-complementation group 3 (gene ercc3). The coding region runs from base 133 to 2484 and encodes 783 amino acids. Gene Ontology annotation, biological process: nucleotide-excision repair; transcription initiation at RNA polymerase II promoter. Lineage: Eukaryota; Metazoa; Chordata; Actinopteri; Cyprinodontiformes; Poeciliidae. The record is from RefSeq and is a predicted model, not a curated record. Gene Ontology annotation, molecular function: hydrolase activity; DNA binding; 3'-5' DNA helicase activity. The transcript is spliced from 15 exons. Gene Ontology annotation, cellular component: nucleotide-excision repair factor 3 complex; transcription factor TFIIH holo complex; transcription preinitiation complex.
CUUUAAUUCUCAUUUUUGCACAUUGAGUUCAUUAGUGAAGUCCAUCUCAGUAACGUUUCAAGAGAAAAAUGAGCUACUUCUAAUAAUCUUUUUGAGUGUUUUUUACUCUUUUGCCCGUUUAAUCUUUUUAAAAUGGGCAAAAGGGAUAAAGGAGAUAGAGAGAAGAAAUCCAAGAAACGUCACUAUGAGGAGGAAGAUGAUGAAGAUGAUGUGACCGGCAGCGAGCCUCAGGAAGCCAUACCAGCUGCUGCAGGAAAGCAGGUGGACGAGUCUGGGACAAAGCUCGACGAGUAUGGAGCCAAAGACUACCGCGCUCAGAUGCAGCUCAAGAAAGACCAUUCUUCACGCCCACUCUGGGUGGCUCCAGAUGGACACAUCUUUCUGGAAGCGUUCUCUCCGGUGUAUAAGUAUGCUCAGGAUUUCUUAGUGGCCAUCGCAGAGCCUGUGUGCAGACCCAACCACGUUCAUGAGUACAAGCUGACCGCGUACUCGCUCUACGCAGCGGUCAGUGUGGGGCUGCAGACUUCAGAUAUCGUGGAGUACCUGCAGAAGCUCAGCAAGACAUCUGUACCGGAUGGCAUUGUUCAGUUUAUCAAACUUUGCACUGUGAGCUAUGGGAAAGUCAAGCUUGUGCUUAAGCACAACAGGUAUUUUGUAGAAAGUGCAUUCCCUGAUGUCAUCCAGCAUCUCCUGCAGGACAACUUGAUCCGUGACUGUCGCCUGCGCGGUGCCGACGGAUCGGACCCUGAGCUCAUUACCGAGGUCAUCCACAGCAAGUCAGCGAUUUCUAAAGCUGUCCAGGACAAAGGAGGUACGUCCACCUCACAGCAGCCCAUCGAUGGACAAACCUCGAACCAGCAGGUCCCCGAGGACAUCUUCAGCUACUAUGAGCAGAUGGAUAAAGAGGAAGAAGAGGAAGAGGAGACCCAGACAGUGUCUUUUGAAAUUCGCCAGGAAAUGAUAGAGGAGCUGCAGAAGCGAUGUAUUCAGCUGGAGUACCCCCUCCUAGCUGAGUACGACUUUCGAAAUGACACUGUCAACCCUGACAUCAACAUUGACCUGAAGCCCACCGCCGUGCUGCGGCCCUACCAGGAGAAGAGCCUGCGCAAGAUGUUUGGAAACGGCCGAGCACGAUCGGGAGUGAUAGUGCUGCCCUGCGGAGCCGGUAAAUCUCUGGUGGGUGUGACCGCCGCGUGCACCGUGCGUAAACGCUGCCUGGUGCUGGGUAACUCCUCCGUCUCCGUGGAGCAGUGGAAGGCCCAGUUCAAGAUGUGGUCCACCAUCGACGACUCCCAGAUCUGCCGCUUCACCUCCGACGCCAAGGACAAACCCAUCGGCUGCUCAGUGGCCAUCAGCACCUACUCCAUGUUGGGUCACACCACCAAGCGAUCCUGGGAGGCAGAGAAGGUCAUGGAAUGGAUGCGGACGCAGGAGUGGGGACUCAUGAUCCUGGAUGAGGUCCACACCAUCCCUGCAAAGAUGUUUCGACGUGUCCUGACCAUCGUCCAGGCCCAUUGCAAACUGGGACUCACCGCCACACUGGUCAGGGAGGACGACAAGAUUGUGGAUCUCAACUUCCUUAUUGGUCCUAAGAUGUAUGAAGCCAACUGGAUGGAGCUGCAGAACAACGGUUAUAUCGCCAAAGUUCAGUGUGCAGAGGUGUGGUGCCCGAUGUCCCCGGAGUUUUACAGAGAGUACGUGGCCAUUAAGACAAAGAAGCGCAUUCUGCUGUACACGAUGAACCCCAAUAAGUUUCGGGCCUGCCAGUUUCUCAUCCGCUUCCAUGAGCGGCGCAACGACAAGAUCAUCGUCUUUGCUGACAACGUCUUUGCCUUGAAGGAAUACGCCAUUCGCCUCAACAAGCCUUUCAUCUAUGGUCCCACUUCUCAAGGGGAGCGAAUGCAGAUUUUACAGAACUUUAAACACAAUCCAAAGAUCAACACCAUUUUCAUCUCUAAGGUUGGAGACACUUCUUUUGACUUGCCAGAAGCCAAUGUUCUGAUCCAGAUCUCCUCCCAUGGUGGCUCACGCAGACAGGAGGCACAGAGACUUGGCAGAGUCUUAAGAGCCAAGAAAGGAAUGGUGGCUGAGGAGUACAAUGCGUACUUUUAUUCUCUGGUGUCUCAGGACACCCAGGAGAUGGCUUAUUCCACAAAGAGGCAGAGAUUCCUUGUGGACCAGGGAUACAGCUUCAAAGUAAUUACAAAGUUAGCAGGUAUGGAGGAAGAGGACCUGAUGUUCUCCAGCAGAGAGGAACAGCAGCAGCUGCUGCAGAAGGUGCUCGCUGCUUCAGACCUGGAUGCUGAGGAGGAAGUAGUAGCAGGCGAAGUGGGAGUACGACCACAGUUUUCCCGGCGAGUGGGCACCAUGAGCUCCAUGUCGGGUGCAGACGACACAGUCUACAUGGAAUAUCAAAGCAGGAGCAACAAAGCCUCUGCGGGGAGCAAGAACGUUCACCCACUAUUCAAGCGCUUCAGAAAGUAGAUCCGGCGAAACCCGACUCUUGGAAGACCUGCUCUGUUGUCACAGGACAGAGAAAAGGGG